This is a messenger RNA of Gracilinanus agilis (Agile Gracile Mouse Opossum), 1886 nucleotides long. It is a transcript of the gene SLC7A3, whose product is annotated as solute carrier family 7 member 3. Gene Ontology annotation, cellular component: plasma membrane. Gene Ontology annotation, molecular function: amino acid transmembrane transporter activity. The record is from RefSeq and is a predicted model, not a curated record. The transcript is spliced from 11 exons. Lineage: Eukaryota; Metazoa; Chordata; Mammalia; Didelphimorphia; Didelphidae. Gene Ontology annotation, biological process: transmembrane transport; amino acid transport. The coding region runs from base 1 to 1872 and encodes 623 amino acids.
AUGCUCUGCCAGGCCCUGAGGCGCUUUGGGCAGAAGCUUGUUAGGAGGAGGACCCUGGAGCCCGGCCUGGGGGAGAGCCGCUUUGCCCGCUGCCUGAGCAGCCUGGACCUGGUGGCCCUAGGUGUGGGCAGCACAUUGGGUGCGGGCGUCUACGUGCUGGCUGGCGAAGUGGCCAAGGACAAAGCGGGCCCAGCCAUCGUGAUCUGUUUCCUCGUGGCUGCCCUGGCUUCCGUGCUGGCUGGCCUGUGCUAUGCUGAGUUUGGGGCCCGGGUCCCCCGGAGUGGCUCAGCUUAUCUUUAUAGCUAUGUCACUGUCGGGGAGCUUUGGGCCUUCACCACCGGCUGGAACCUCAUCCUCUCCUAUGUCAUUGCUACUGCCAGCGUGGCGAGGGCCUGGAGCUCUACCUUUGACAAUCUGAUUGGGAACCAGAUUUCCUUGGCCCUCCGGGGCAGUGUCUCCAUGCAUGUGCCCCAGUUGGCCGAGUACCCAGACUUCUUUGCUCUUGGCCUUGUGCUGCUGCUCACUGGGCUGCUGGCUCUAGGGGCCAGUGAGUCAGCGCUGGUGACCAAGGUGUUCACAGGUGUGAACCUGCUGGUGCUGGGCUUUAUCAUCAUUGCCGGCUGCAUCAAGGGUCACGUCCACAACUGGCAUCUCACAGACAAAGACUAUCAAGAGGCUGCCUCUCGCCUGAAUGGCACUUCCAGCCUGGGAAGUUUGGGCUCUGGGGGUUUUGUGCCAUUUGGUGCAGAUGGUAUCCUUCGUGGGGCAGCCACCUGUUUCUAUGCGUUUGUUGGUUUUGACUGCAUUGCCACUACUGGGGAGGAGGCCCGGGAUCCUCAGCGCUCCAUCCCUGUGGGCAUCGUAGUGUCACUGUUGGUCUGCUUCGUGGCCUAUUUUGGGGUCUCUGCCGCACUCACUUUCAUGAUGCCGUACUACCUGUUGCAACCCGACAGCCCCUUGCCAGAGGCCUUUCGCUAUGUAGGGUGGGCCCCUGCCCGAUACCUUGUGGCUGUCGGCUCCCUUUGUGCCCUCUCUACCAGCCUCCUGGGCUCCAUGUUCCCUAUGCCUCGAGUGAUCUAUGCCAUGGCAGAGGAUGGCCUUCUGUUCCGCGUUUUGGCCCGAAUCCAUCCCCGUACACGCACUCCCCUUGUGGCCACGAUUGUCUCGGGCAUCAUUGCAGCCGUGAUGGCGUUUCUUUUUGAGCUCACUGAUCUCGUGGACCUCAUGUCAAUCGGAACGCUGCUUGCCUACUCCCUGGUGGCUGUUUGUGUUCUCAUCCUCAGGUACCAGCCUGAUGAGCUAAUGCAGCCCAAAGUAAAUCAGACUGUGGAGCUGCAGUGGGCACAGGAAGAUAAGGAGGAACCAGAGGCUGAGAAGGAGACCCUGACCCUGCAGACCCUGCUCUGCCCAUCCCAUCUGACACCCACCCAGCUCUCUGGCCGCAUCGUCUAUGCGGCUGUUUCCAUUCUUGCUGUGGUGUUGACGGGCCUGUGCCUGGUACUGGCCCACUGGUCAAAGGAGCUGAUGGCCGGGAACCCUGCCUGGGUUACUGUGAGUGCCUUCCUCCUGCUUCUAGUCAUCUCGGCCACCAUAGUCAUUUGGAGGCAGCCCCAGAACCCAGUUUGUCUCCAUUUCAAGGUGCCUGCACUCCCUCUCCUCCCACUCCUGAGCAUCUUUAUCAAUGUUUAUCUCAUGAUGCAGAUGAAAGCUGACACCUGGGCCCAAUUUGGGGUCUGGAUGUUGAUUGGGUUUGCCAUUUACUUCAUCUAUGGGAUCCGGAACAGCCAGGAGGGUCAGAGUGAUCCAGUGCUCCCGCCUCCAAUCACGCCCCAAACUCCUGAAGUCAGCAGUCCUGAUGCCCCUUCUGGCUGACUCUUAGAGCCUGG